AUGGCCUGCCGGUCCUCCCACAUCAGCUGGAAGAGUGGAACCAAGAAUUUCAGUUCUUGCUCAGCUGUGGUUCCUAGACUUGGAGGUCGAGCAAGUGGCAAUGCCCUCUCCUACCGAGGGGGAAGCCCUGGGGGUCUGGGAUCCAGGAAACUUGGGGGCUUUAGCAGCUGGAGUCUUGGUGUUGUAGGGCCCCCUCAAAUUUCUGUAGGCUGUGGACGCCCUCUGCGCGGUGGGGGCAGUUUUGGCUACCGAGUUGGGGGCCUGUGUGGGCCCAGUCCCCCCUGUAUUACAUCUGUUACCAUCAAUGAAAGCCUUCUGACCCCACUCAACUUGGACAUCGACCCCAAUGCUCAAUGUGUGAAGCAUGAGGAAAAAGAGCAGAUCAAGUGCCUUAACAACAAAUUUGCUGCCUUCAUUGAUAAGGUUCGGUUCUUGGAGCAGCAGAACAAGCUGCUGGAGACCAAAUGGAACUUCUACCAGAACCAGAGAUGCUGCCAAAGCAACAUGGAGCCCCUGUUCAAUGGCUACACAGAGACUCUGAAGCGGGAGCUGGAAAUUGUUGAGACUGAUAGUGGACGUCUGUCCUCUGAGCUCAACCACAUGCAAGAGGUGUUGGAGGGCUACAGGAAGAAGUAUGAAGAGGAGGUAGCACUCAGAGCUACAGCUGAAAAUGAGUUCGUGGUCCUGAAGAAGGAUGUAGAUGGCGCUUACCUUCGGAGGGCAGACCUGGAAGCAAAUACUGAGGCCCUGAUGGAAGAGAUUAACUUCCUUCAAGCUCUGUAUGAGGAGGAGAUUCGGAUACUCCAGUCACAGAUCUCAGACACUUCUGUGGUGGUGAAGAUGGACAAUAGCCGGGAGCUCAACAUGGAUUCUGUUGUUGCUGAGAUUAAGGCUCAAUAUGAUGACAUCGCCAGCCGUAGCAGAGCUGAGGCUGAGUCUUGGUACCGAAGCAAGUGUGAGGAGAUGAAGGCCACUGUGAGUCGGCAGGGAGAGAAUCUCCGGAGAACCAAGGAGGAGAUCAAUGAGCUGAACCGCAUGAUCCAGAGGCUGACGGCAGAGCUGCAGAAUGCCAAACAGCAGCGCUGUAAGCUGGAGGCUGCAGUGUCAGAAUCAGAACAGCAGGGCGAGGCAGCUCUGAAUGAUGCUAAAUGCAAACUGGCAGAGCUGGAGGAAGCGCUGCAGAAAGCCAAACAGGACAUGGCCUGCCAGCUGCGCGAGUACCAGGAGCUGAUGAAUGUGAAACUGGGACUGGAUGUAGAAAUUGCCACCUACAGGAAGCUGCUGGAAGGAGAAGAGAACAGGUUGUGCGAGGGUGUUGGCUCAGUCAACAUAUGUGUGAGCCGUUCCCAGGGUGGUGUGGUCUGUGGAGAUCUUUGCCCCACUGUCUCUCGAGGGACAGGGUCUGUGGGUGUCAGCACCAGUGCUGCUGGGAUCUGCUCCCCAUCAGGGGGAGUUGGUUGUUCCAGUGCAAGGUCUGUCAGGUUUGCAUAGAAAGGAACUUGACUUGGACAAAAAGGGGCUUGAAGAAAAGUGUUUUUUGAUUCUUUCAGAUCAGAGCAUCAUAAAGCAGCCCAGUCAAGGGCUCUCAGUUAUCUUUCCAAUGCUAAAUCCAGUGGAAAGAGUUUUGGUUUUGGAAUCAGAGGGUCUGUCUUCAAACUCCCCCUGCGAUGCUUCCUAUUCGUGAGUUCUUGGACAAGUCAUUUAUACCUAGUAUUUAAAUCACUUCCCCUACUUGAGUAUCAAUUUUCUCAUCUGUAAAAGGAGGGGGUAGGACUCAAUGUCCUUCAAGGAAACUUGAUAGAUCUGUAACCUUUUUAUCUCUCUGUCAUUUUAUUUACUUUUGUUUAAUUAAUGUUUGGUUGAAGUUAUCAUCACCUUGGUUGACUCCCACAGGUAGGAACUUGGAAAGGAAGAUCUUGGACAGACCACCACCUCUAAAGUUUCUUUCCUAGGCAUCUGGAAGUUGUGAAUCUUGUAAAAUGAUGCCUUCAAGCUAAACAUUCUGGUUCAUCAGCCAAGCCAUUCAGACUUAAGGAGUUAACUGCUCUUGGGCUGAGGGGUACAAUUCAUUGCCUUUAACUAAUUGACAGGUACUAGUGAGGAUAAAUAAUGAACAGUUAAGAAUGAUCCUAUAGGAUUAGGGAAGAUACAUUCCAACCUCUUCUAUGAAAAGUUCAUAUGUAAGAAAUGGGACGCAGUUCUCUGGAGAUCAAAUUUAUUAAGCAGUUAGUUAACCAAGAUAGAACAGGCCCUGCUUGGAAUUUUUGCUUAGAGAACCCAGAAUUUAAGUUUCUGUCUCUAUUUAGACUCUAAGUUUUAAAGAGUUGUUAGAUAUUUGCCUGAUAUGGCUCUUCCCUGUUUCUUCUCCCUUUACCCUUACCCUAACUUUUUAAAAGUUUCACUCCUAAAUCCAAUCUCUAAUGACAUCACCAAUUCUUUUUUUUUAAUUUUAAUUUUAUUUUAUUUAAUAAUAACUUGACAUCACCAAUUCUUGAGGUGUUCUCCCUCAGUUCUGUCCCUUUGGCCUGAAGUGAUUGGAAUAGCCCUUUGGGCAGGAAAAGUGACUCCAGGUCUAGUGUUCAUCCCACUAUAUCAGGUUAAAGAUAUAUCUUCUGGUCAUUGCUUCUCUAUUUACUUGUACUAAGAGGCCUCUGUGUUCAUCUCACAGAUCAAUUUGAAAUAGAGGAUUUUAAAAAUGAUUUACCCCUUUACUCUUCCCCAAGGAGAAUGUAUCUCCACUAAGUAUACUGGGAACAAUAUUUUCUUUUUAUUCAUAGGAAAAAAGUGUCAGUGGCUAGGUUGUUCUGUAAUAACAGCAGCUGUUCACAUGGCCUCAUUUUCCUGCUUUUGGUAACCACAAAUAAGCUAUCAUAUUAUUGAUUUUAUGAUAAUUAUAUGUAGUACAUAAUUUUAACAUAUAGUAGCUAGGGUAUAUGGUACAGUAGCAAGCGGAUGUAGUACAUAAUUUUGCAGCCAUGUGAUUCUACCUCUAGUCCAGUCAAAUAGUUUGAUCAACACUUAACCAAAUGUCCAUGUUCAGGCUUUCCCAGAGGCUGUAGUAUCCUCAUGAUCCAGCAGAGGGCUUCAGGCUAAUUAUUGUUUCACCUAAUUGAGCUUCCGGCAAUUAUAGGAUGGCAAAAGCCCUGGGUUCAUCUUUUAAAUAAAGAUGCCCCAAUAUUACUACAAUAGCAAAAAAAAAAAAAUUCACCUUUGUUCUUAAGUUUCCACCCUACAUUUGUCUAAUUUCUCUGAAGACAAGUUUAGCCUCUUUACUUUAUAGAUUAGGUCAUUGAAUCCCCAAGUGAUGAAGUGCCUUGCCCCAAGAGACUCAGUUAAUUAGUAGCUGAGCUGGAAUUCUAGGACAUAUUAUUUCCAUUUCUGGGCUCUUUCCACAGCACGGUUUUAGCAAUCAUUAUCUAGUCUAGGCCCUUCAUUUUAGAAAUGUGGAAAAUGAUGCUCAAAGAUGGGAAAUGACUUGCCUCGUUUCACAGUUUUUUCUCACAGUUUGGUGAUGAUAGUGGGAAGGAAACUGGUAAUUACUAGUUGAUCACAUCAAUGAAUCCUAAGUCUCUGUUUUUAGGAUUUUUUUCCCUUAUUAAUGAUCUCUAAUUAUCUAAAGCCAUCUCUUCCCCCCACCAUUUUCAUUGCCUAAUUACUUGCUUUCCUGAAUCAUUGCCCCAGAAUGGCACCCCAAGCCAAAGGCUCAAGGAGACUUCCAAAAUAAGUUGUACUCAAAGUGGUCUUUAAUUAUUGAUCUCAUUCUGAAUUUGCAAUGUUCAUAGAGAUAGGAAGGAACUAAAACAGUUUAAAGUCCACUGUGUUCUGGGAUUUAAAAAGAUGAGAAAUAUCAUGAUUCAUUUCUUCCUCCAGACCAUAAAUCAAGCUUGAUAUUUAAAGAAAGUUGAGGAAGGCAAUUCCUUCAGCCUCUGUGUAGGUUGCUUUAGCUCAGUUGGUGAUGCUUGCUUAAUAUUGGAGCUUCAAAGUAAAAAAGGAAUCUUAAUCAUAAGUAGAGAUAUGUUCAUCUUGUAAAUAGGGAUUUAUUCAAAUGAAGUCUAUUUCUAUUUUGUUCGCCGUGUUUUCUGGGACCACUCACCUAUACAAUUUAUUGUUUGGGGCUGUUCCUCCUGGAGUUUUUGUAAGUUACUUUUCACAGUUUCUUGUUUCUGUAAAUUCCUCUCAAUAAAACUCUAUCUUUUGGUUA
Molecule: messenger RNA, 4201 nt
Organism: Antechinus flavipes (yellow-footed antechinus)
Lineage: Eukaryota; Metazoa; Chordata; Mammalia; Dasyuromorphia; Dasyuridae
Product: keratin, type II cuticular Hb5-like
Exons: 9
Coding region: 1-1491 (496 amino acids)
Biological process (GO): intermediate filament organization; keratinization
Cellular component (GO): keratin filament
Molecular function (GO): structural constituent of skin epidermis
Source: RefSeq, a predicted model, not a curated record